Messenger RNA from Drosophila serrata, 545 nucleotides. RefSeq lists its product as uncharacterized. The record is from RefSeq and is a predicted model, not a curated record. Lineage: Eukaryota; Metazoa; Arthropoda; Insecta; Diptera; Drosophilidae.
UGAUCGUCAGCGUCCAGUCGGUGCAUAUACCAGCCAAAAAACGAAUCCUUAAUCCUGCCUAGGACCACACAGAACUUGAUAAAAAAUAUACUAAAAAUGAACUCAAUCACUGUGCUCGCUAUCUUCGCUGCCUCCCUGGCCUUCUGCGCCGCCGAUGUUUCUCACCUAUCGCGCACUUACCUGCCUCCUGUGAGCGGCGGAUAUGGCGGCUACUCCUCCGGAUAUUCAUCGUAUCCAUCGUACUCGAGUGGAGCCGGUUAUUAUUCUGGUGGCCUUGCCGGCAGCUAUGCAUCGCCAGUUAUCUCGUCCAGCUAUCGAAGCUAUGCGGUGCCACAAUACACAUCCUAUGCCACACCCUCGAGCACCUACUUGCCGGCGAAUACGGGUUACUCUGGUUACUCCGGAUACUCGGGCUACUCCGGCCUGGACACCAAGUAUGGCAGCAAUGGAGGCUAUGUCUAUUAGGCGCGGGGCACACAACCUAGAAGCAAUGGAGCAAGCAGACAUCUUUAUAUAUAACUAUAUAUAUCUAUCUCUUUUUUGUU